ACCCUAACAACCGAUUGUAAACAAUGGAGAAGUUUGGAUUGGCCUGUCCGUUGGCAUUUCUAGCCAGCAAACCGCACCGAAUGAAAACAAAUAUAUUGGAUUUAAAUUACGAUUGCUAUGUGCAUAUAUUCUCGUAUCUGACCGCGCUCGAAGACAAAUUAAAUCUAGCUCGAGCACAUUCGCAAUUUCGCGAAGUCUUGGCACGCGACGCUCCUCGUCGUUUUGUUAAGAUAAAUAUGCGGAUGCUGAAAUGCCUUUCCGAUUGGGAAUAUCUCUUAAAGCUGUGCGGUGACUGUGUGCUCGAGUGCGAGCUGCGCCAUGGACGCUGGGACAAUAAUAUCACUCAACCGUUCAUGUGCCUCCUAAACUCACACUGCCAGAAUUUGAGGCAUUUGCAUCUCAUAUUCGCGCAUUCCGAUCUAAAGCCACCGGCCGAGGGGGAUCUAAAUAUUUUACAAGUGCUUGAACGUAAGAAUCUGCAUAGCCUCAGCCUAAUCGACGCUAAGGCAGCUGAUGUUCUACAGCUGCACAACUUUAUUGAAUUAGAGGCUUUGCAUAUUGAUGGCUUCGACGCAGAGUUAAAAGACAAGGACAUCAUAGAACAGUUUAAGGCUUUAUCAGGAUUGCGUCGACUUUCGCUACGUUUUGUUUCGCGGCGUCAGUUGCCGCCUCUGGCUGCCCAUUGCCCGCUGUUGGAGCAUCUGUCCCUGGAAAACUUUGAAGGAACGCUGGAGGAUGUGGGUGACUUUCCCAGACUGAGGUCUCUCAGGUUGCUUUGGCGUUUGACAAUUUGUGUGAAUAGUCAGCUCUUUCGAUCAUUGGCUAUGCGUUAUGCGAACCGUUUGGAGCAGCUGCAGCUAACGAAGGUCAAUUGGGAGUACGUCGAGCAUAUAGUAAUGCUUCAAAAUCUGAAAGCGCUCACCUGCUACAUGUGGCCGGCCACACUACUUGGAUACAUAAGCAAAUUGGAACAACUGGAGUGCUUGGCAUUACAGUGCACUGAGUCUCCAGCUAGCAUGAUGCAAUUGGUGGACGUAGUUGCCAAGUGCACAAAGCUCCAACACUUGAAGCUGGGCAAGCGCUGGGGACUUGAGGAAUGGAGUAGCUUUCUAAUCGCCUUACAAGAGGAGCUGCGCGAACAGGCAUCAAAUGCAGCACGCCGCCCGCUGAUGUUGACGCUAGAGCUAUCAACAUCGAAAGCAACACAAAACCAGUUAAGUAAUACUAUAAAUUCGCAAUUACUGCAAUUGGAUUGGCUUGGCACCGCUUGCUCGCUGUGUACACCCGAUCGCCAUACAAAGCCAACGAUUCCAGGCUUAAAUUGGCUCUGAAGGACUUACCUCGCAAUGCGUUUGCUCGAUG
Molecule: messenger RNA, 1362 nt
Organism: Drosophila navojoa
Lineage: Eukaryota; Metazoa; Arthropoda; Insecta; Diptera; Drosophilidae
Source: RefSeq, a predicted model, not a curated record